Lactuca saligna is the source of this 732-nucleotide messenger RNA. Lineage: Eukaryota; Viridiplantae; Streptophyta; Magnoliopsida; Asterales; Asteraceae. The record is from the annotation of a GenBank genome assembly.
AUGAUCAAGAACCUUUGUGAAGUGUGGUUUGGGUAUCACAAGAUGUUUGCUUUUGUCCCUCGUAUUCACAGGAAAGAGUCUAAUUCUUAUAUGGAACCAACUGGGGUGGAGAAGAAAUGGGAGAACCUUCCUGUUUCAUAUGCAAAUGCAGUAAGAGGUAGUAGAAAAGAGGAACCUCCAGCCGACAGUACUCUUCUUAAUUUGGGGAUGCUGUGUCACGAUGAAGGUUUUGAUGAAUUUAUUAUUCGCUAUGUGAGUGGUUUGUGGGUGAUGUUUGAAUUUAAAUCUAAAGAAGCAUGCAAAAAUUUCUUGAAUAAUGAUGCAGUUAAUCACUGGAUAAUUGAGAAAAGAAAGUGGGACAAAACAUUUGUGCCAACGGAUCAUAUUGUAUGGGUUGAUGUAGAAGGCCUUCCCUUACGCGCUUGGAAUAAAAAUUCCUUUAGACAUAUCUUGGCCAAAUGGGGUUCAAUUGCCCAUCUUGAUGACAACAUUGGUGAAGAUGUAUACAAGUCAUGUGUUUGUAUCCUCACUUCCUUUCUUCGAAUAAUUUCUGAAGUUAUUAAAGUUAGUAUUGAUGGUGAAAUUUUCCUCAUUCGUAUCAAAGAAGCUCCCGGGUGGAAUCCAACAUUUGUAUGUGAAUUCAACAAAAAUUCUAAUAAUGAUAGUGUUGAUGAAUUUCAUAGAUUUCAACAAGAUCAUGAGGGUAGUAAUGUUUCACUAAGUGAUAAGUAA